This is a messenger RNA of Osmerus eperlanus (European smelt), 4935 nucleotides long. RefSeq names its product regulator of G protein signaling 12a (gene rgs12a). The transcript has 17 exons. Bases 130 to 4449 code for a protein of 1439 amino acids. Gene Ontology annotation, biological process: signal transduction; regulation of G protein-coupled receptor signaling pathway. Gene Ontology annotation, cellular component: cytoplasm; plasma membrane; nucleus. Gene Ontology annotation, molecular function: GTPase activator activity; protein binding. The record is from RefSeq and is a predicted model, not a curated record. Lineage: Eukaryota; Metazoa; Chordata; Actinopteri; Osmeriformes; Osmeridae.
UCACAGAUAUUACUUUAUAACAACAAAGUAAUUGUCCUGCUUUUAUAGUGGGUCUCUGUCCUCUGUAAUAUCUAAAUACAUAAUGACAACGACACAUUGGUGUUGGCAAUAGACGGAUAAGGCUCCAGUAUGACAUCAAGGCUACUUCCCACGCUCCGCGUCCUAGAAAGCCCCGCAAACGAGAUGAAGAUGCUGGCUCAACCAGCAGGAGCACGGAGGCGGCUGGAGCUAAACUCACUGACUGAGCUGAGAGGAGUAGACGUGGUCCGUGGUCGGACAGGAUAUGGGUUUACCAUAUCAGGAAGAGGCCCGUGCCUCCUGAGCGGUAUUCUGGAAGGUAGCCCCGCAGACGAGGUGGGACUCAAGCAGGGGGAUCGCAUCAUGAGUGUCAACGGAACCGACGUGUCUAAGGCGUCCCACGAGGCUGUAGUGCAGUUGAUUGGCACCUGUAAAGGUCCCCUGCGCUUGGUUGUGCUCGUCAGGCCCCAGUUGGAGUCCAUUGGCAGUGAUGAGGACUUCGGCAGUGCAGACACAAAAGGGCUUUCCCCGAAGAGGCCUGUGUCAGAGCCUGACAUGUCCCACUGGGCGCAAACCUGGAACUCCACGCCGCGACCUCAUCGCGAGGAGGAGACGCCUCGAGGCGGGGACACCAACUGUGCUUUCACUGACCCGGAUGAUGCCGACGCAGACUGGAGUAUUUUAAACAUGCUCGUGGUGGUUGGUUACUUGGGCUCUACUGAACUGGCCCUGAACAUGACAGACUCCGAGGACGCCUGCCUUCAGGUCAUCCGUGGACGGAUACGACAGUUGGGGACAGAGCAGGACACCCACAAGCUGGUUUUGAUGAAGAUUAUGUUUGACUGCAUUCGCCUCUGCGACGACGCCGGAGCCGUGCUGGCAGCUUUCCCGGCUGAGAACCUCAUCUUGGGGUCGGUGUGUGCUGAAGACAGGCGUUUCUUCUGCCUGGUCACCACGGCCAACAUCACCAACGGCCAUAUCCUGGAGAACGGUCCUGUGAAGGCGUCAUGUCAUGUCUUUUUUAUCGACCCCGACUUAGGCCACCAUGGUUUACAUCUGGGUGUUGCCGGCCGGUUCGGCUUUGACUGCACGCCAGACCCAGAUGUCCUUGGUUGCCUGGAGUUUCCCCAAACCCCUCCAUCCAUCCUCCAUUUUGUGUCGGUCCUGUACAGCGACAUGGGGGCAGCUGUGGAGAAGCUGAGGGCCAGACUAGACCAGGAAGCUCACCAGCAGACCCAGAAUGAUGGCCGUGGCAGCAAGAAGGGCAGCGGCAGCAGCAAUGGAGACAGUGGGAUCGGCAACGCCUCCCCCCCUGAGGAGAGAGCGGACAGGGAUUUCCCCGUUGCCCCCAGAAACGACCCCGGGGGUCAUCUCCCCAGCUGUCCCUGGGAUUACCUUUCUGGCGAAGAGCCUUCCAGACCCAUGCAAAAUGGCCAUCACCUUAAUCCAGGAAGUAGCUUACGUUCUCUUUCAGAAUCUCUACCGGGCCCUGAUUCCCUAACCAGUCUGUAUGGAGGUCCCCCACCCAGGCUUGAGUUCCAGUUCAAGCCCCCACCUCCUCCAGUGCCUCUGGGUAAAAAGCAGAACUUCCUCGUAGGCCCACUCCGAAGUAGCCAAAAAUGGUUCUCCGUCAAGCAGAGGUGGCCAAAGGGGCGUAAUGGAGACCCAGAAGUUCAGGCUGUCUCUACCCAGAGCUGGUCAGGCUGUAGCAGCAACAUUCCACCCCCCAUGUACCAAAUACCUGCAGACAGGUACCAGUCAGCUGAGGCCAUGGCCAUCAUGAUGCUGCCCCCAAGACAGGUCCCUCAGAGGGGGGAGUGGACCAAAAGAGUCUUCAAUGGAGAACAGCAGAGUGGAAAGUACCGGAAGGAUGGGAAUAUGAAGAACUCCAGAUUCUGGGGCAUUGGGGUCGGCCGUGCUUCUGCCCGACGCUCCUUUGGGAACAAGCGGAUGAGCCUGGCACGAUCGUUGGACGACCUCGAAUCUGCCGCUUCCUCCGAUGGUGACUACGGUGGCGGUGUGCAGCUGCAGGGGUGCUGCAGUCAGAGCAGCCUGAACAGUAACGGGAGUCUGCCGGGCGCGGGCGCCCACCGCAGGCUGUCGGAGCGCCGCGUGGCCAGUUGGGCGGCCUGCUUUGAACGCCUGCUCCAGGACCCCCUGGGGGUCCGGUACUUCUCGGAAUUCCUCAAGAAGGAAUUCAGUGAGGAGAAUAUCCUGUUCUGGCAGGCCUGCGAAUACUUCAGUCAUGUACCUGCGACAGACAAAAAGCAGCUCUCCCAGAGGGCAGGGGAGAUCUACAACAGCUUCUUGUCCAGCAAGGCCACAACGCCAGUCAACAUCGACAGCCAGGCCCAGCUGGCGGAUGACGUCCUCACCUCCCCGUGGCCAGACAUGUUCAUGACUCAGCAGCUUCAGAUCUUUAACCUGAUGAAGUUCGACAGCUACUCCAGGUUCCUCAAGUCCUCGCUGUACCAGGAGUGUAUGCUGUCUGAGGUGGAGGGCCGCUCGCUGCCCGACCCUUACCAGAUCCCCUGCAGCCCCGCCCCCUCCAAGCACAGCGCCAGCUCCGAUCGAUCAAACCUCUCCACGCCUAAAAAGGACGGCAGGAAGCACCGGUCGGGAAGGUCUCUGACGGAGGACUCCAAAGACGAGAGCGCCGAUAAGAAACGAGGCAUCUUCUUCUCCUGGUCGAGGAACAGGAGCUUUGGGAAGGGACCCAAGAAGAAGGACAUUGGGGAAAUCAAUCUAGACUUCUGGGGUAGUAACGGCAGGAGGGAAUCACAGGGCUCCCUUUCGUCAGGAGCCAGCAUGGAGCUGGCCACCUCCCUCUCAGCGGGCAAGAUCGAGCCUGACAACCGUCACUCGAUGGCGUCGUGGGACCGGGUCAGGGAGUGCCCGGCCAAGCACUGCAGCGUGACCCUGUCGGACGGCUCCUGCUCCUCGGUGGCCCUGCGGCCCGGGUCCUCCAUCAGGGAGGUGCUCCAGGACCUCUGCCACAGCCUGCACAUCAACAUGGCCGCCGUCGACCUCUUCCUGGUCGGAGGGGAGAAGCCCCUGGUGUUGGAUCAAGACUGCAUGACGCUCAGCUCCCGAGAACUCAGACUGGAGAGACGCACCUUGUUUAGAUUGGAUCUGGUUCCCAUUAACCGCUCCGUGGGCCUGAAAGCCAAACCUACCAAACCAGUCACCGAGGUCCUGCGCCCCGUCGUGGCGAAAUACGGCCUGCACCUCAGCGAUCUGGUCGCCACAAUAAGUGGAGAAACACAGCCGCUAGACCUCGGGGCUCCUAUCUCCAGCCUGGACGGCCUGCGAGUGGUGCUGGACAAGGCCGAGACAGCCUCAGGCAAAGACAAGUCAAAGACGGGCUCCUCAAAAAGCCAUGCACCAACCCUGGCCAGCAGGAGUCAAUCAGCAACAGGAGAUGAGAGGUCGUCAGGAAAGGACUUGUCUCUGAGAGCAAGUGGACCCGACGCAUCCCUCCCUGUGGAAAAGAGAAAGCAGAAAAAGAUUAAUAUAGACGAAGCGGAAGAAUUCUUUGAGCUUCUGAGCCGCGCGCAGAGUUGCCGAGCCAACGACCAGAGAGGCCUCCUGUCCAAAGAGGACCUUGUUUUACCCGACUUCCUCCGCCUGGCCCCUCCCUCCUCCGCCGCCGACCUCGCCUGCUCCACCCCCACAGCCCUCAAACAGCCCCAGGGUGCGGGCCGGGAGAACGGGCUAGGCGGGGCCACCCGGGGCCCCCUCAACUCCAACCUCCGCUCCGAGAGCCUGGACUCCUCCCUCAGCUCGGGAAGCAACGGACACUCAGGGGGGCGCCGGGCGCUGUUGCCCCUGCCCCGACACCACCACGGCCCCUUUGGUGGCGGCCUGUCGCCCAUCCCCCGGCCCUCGGAGCCCCGGGCGGGGCUGCUGCUCAGGACGCUGGAGGAGGACACCCAUGCCGACCUGACCCUGGUGGGGGAGGGGGACAUCAGCAGCCCCAACAGCACCCUGCUGCCCCCGUCGCCCGCGCCUCCACCCUCCCUCGAGGUCAGCUUGGCCGAGGCCAACUUCACCCCCCCGUCGCCAUGCUCGCACUCGCAGGCAGGAUGUUGCGAUGGAAAGUCCCCCUCAGAGGGAGGAACAGAUGAAUGCACUCCCAAAAGAGGCCCACAAGAGGCCUACAAGAGGCCCCCGUCCCUGGGAGCCCUGCCUUCGCAGACAGCCACCGAGGUGAUGGACGUGGAGGGAGUUUGUCUGGAGGAGGGGGCAAAACAGAGGCCUGGUCGAGCCCAGGGAGAGGACUCAGAGCUCAGCCUCAGCUUUCAGGGCUAUGCCGCCGAGCUCCGGCAGUGCCAGAGCAAGAUGAAGAACUCCCAGUUGCCCCACAGCGUCCGAAAUCAACCCGAGGGCAAGGACUCCCAGGCGGACAUUUACAAAGCGACCAUCGUCUGAUCCUGGCAGUCCAUUGCCUGCGGUUUCCAUGCUCCAUGUCCUUUGUUGAAAAAGAAAAUCAAAAAAAUGAUGCGGACAUGUCAUUGAAGAAAAAAUGUGAUUAUGAUUUUCACUCCAAACCUAAACUGUCAUGGUGAUAGAUAUUGUGCUUUAGAACAUCAUAUCCUGGUUAAUGUUUAGCUGCUGGUACAAGGUAGUAACGCAUCAGUAAUUCAUUUUUACAAUAGUGACACUUAGUCAACACUUCUCAUGGUGAGUUUGGUCUUUCUGCAGUGACCCAUUCCAUAAACAGUACAGGACAAUUCCUAGAAAGAACUUUAAAGCACCUAGCAUUGCCACUUUAUAGAUUAUUCCAAUACAUUAGUUGUAUUUCUUCUUUUAUUUAAUGGUGAACUAAAUAUGAUGGCUGGUCUGUAAUUUCUAAUGUGGUCUGGCUUCAUGUUUGGUUGUUUAAAUUUCACUCAAUAAAAUCAUGUCUUACUGCAA